This is a messenger RNA of Ochotona curzoniae (black-lipped pika), 2457 nucleotides long. RefSeq names its product inter-alpha-trypsin inhibitor heavy chain 1 (gene ITIH1). The record is from RefSeq and is a predicted model, not a curated record. Gene Ontology annotation, biological process: hyaluronan metabolic process. Bases 17 to 2323 code for a protein of 768 amino acids. The transcript is spliced from 18 exons. NCBI's taxonomy places the organism in Eukaryota, Metazoa, Chordata, Mammalia, Lagomorpha, Ochotonidae. Gene Ontology annotation, molecular function: serine-type endopeptidase inhibitor activity.
GGCCUCGGGGAGGACAAUGGAACAGUUCACCAUUCACAUCAAUGCCAGCCCCAAGAGCAAGGUCACCUUCAAGCUGACCUACGAGGAGGUGCUGAAGCGAAGACUGAACCAAUAUAACAUCAUCAUCAAAGUCAAGCCCAAGCAGCUGGUGCAGGAUUUUGAGAUCGAUGUGGACAUAUUUGAACCACAAGGGAUCAGCAAGCUGAACGCCCAGGCCCCCUUCCUCCCCAAGGAACUGGCUGCUCAAACCAUCAAGAAGUCCUUCUCAGGGAAAAAGGGUCGCGUGCAUUUCCACCCCACCAUGGUCCAGCAGCAGUCCUGUCCUGCAUGCUCCACGACCUUGCUGAAUGGGGACUUCAAGGUGACUUACGAUGUUAAUCGAGACAAGCUCUGCGACCUGCUGGUGGCCAAUAACCACUUUGCCCACUUCUUUGCCCCCCAAAACCUGACGAACAUGAGCAAAAACCUGGUCUUUGUGAUUGACACCAGUGGUUCUAUGGCCGGCGAGAAAGAGAAGCAGACCAAAGAGGCACUCCUUAAAAUCCUGGCUGACAUCCGGCCAGCAGACUACUUUGACCUGGUCCUCUUUGCGUCUCGAGUACAUGCUUGGAGGAAUUCGCUGGUGCCAGCCAACAAGGCCAACCUCCAAGCAGCCCAAGACUUUGUGCAGCGCUUCUCUGUAGGCACGGCCACAAACCUGAACGGUGGUCUACUGCGGGGUAUUGAGAUCUUGAACAGCGCCCAGGCACACCUGCCGGAGGUCAGCAAGCAUGCCGCCAUUCUCAUCAUGCUGACUGAUGGCGAGCCCACAGAGGGGGUGACAGAUCGUCCUGAGAUCCUCCAGAACAUCCAGCGUGCCAUCAGGGGCAGGUUCCCCCUCUACAGCCUGGGUUUUGGCCAAGACUUGGACUUCAAUUUCCUGAAGAGCUUGUCCAUGGAGAACAACGGAUGGGCCCAGAGAAUCUACGAGGGCCACGAUGCUGCCCAGCAGCUGCAGGGCUUCUACAACCAGGUGGCCAACCCCCUGCUCGUGGACGUGGAGCUGCUCUACCCCCAGGAUGCCGUCGUGGCCCUGACCCAGCACCGCCACAAACAGUACUAUGAUGGCUCUGAGAUAGUGGUGGCCGGGCGCAUUGCAGACCACAAACUGGGCAGCUUCAAAGCUGACGUGCGGGCCCGUGGGGAGGGACGAGAAUUCCAGACCACCUGCCUGGUGGAUGAAGAGGAGAUGAAGAAGUUGCUCCAAGAGCGUGGCCACAUGCUAGAGAACCACGUGGAGCGCCUCUGGGCCUACCUCACCAUCCAGGAGCUGCUGGCCAAGCACACAAAGGCCAAGGGCAAGGAAAAGGAAGACCUGUCAUCCGAGGCCCUGAAGAUGUCGCUGGCCUACCAGUUUGUGACCCCACUGACCUCCAUGACCAUCAGAGGCAUGACUGAUGAGGACGGCCUGAUGCCCACCCUUGACAAGCCCCCAGAGAGCUCCCAUCUCAUGGAGAUGGUGGGACCCAGGAGGACAUUUGUGCUCUCUGCUGGGCAGCCCCCUCCUACCAGUUCCAACACAAGUAACUUCAACACCAAGCUGCCUAACCAAGUGACAGGCGUGGACACAGAUCCCCACUUCAUCAUACACGUGCCCUACAAAGAGGACGCCCUAUGCUUCAACAUCAAUGAGCAGCCCGGUGUAAUACUGAACUUGGUACAGGACCCCAACACAGGCUUCUCGGUCAGGGGACAGCUGGUGGGCAGCGAGGCCGGGAGUCCCAGGCAGCACCAGGGCACAUACUUCGGCCGGCUUGGGAUCGCCAACCCUGCCACAGGCUUUCAACUGGAAGUGACUCCUCAGAAUAUCACACUGAGCCCUGGGCCCGUGUUCUCCUGGAGGGACCAGGCUAUGCUGCAUCAGGAUGGGAUAGUGGUGACCAUCAACAAGAAGAAGAACUUGCUGGUGUCCGUGGAGGACAGGGCCACCUUCGAGGUGGUCCUGCACCGAGUGUGGAAGGGGAGCUCAGCACCCCGGGACUUCCUGGGUUUCUACGUGCUGGAUAGCCAUGGCAUGCCAGCCAGGACGCAUGGGCUGCUGGGACAAUUCUUCCACCCCUUUGACUUUGAAGUGUCCGACCUCCGUCCAGGCUCAGAUCCCACCAAGACGGAUGCCACAAUGACGGUGAAGAACCGCCAGUUGACAGUCACCAGGGGUUUACAAAAAGAUUAUAGCAAGGACCCGCGGCGCGGGGUGGAGGUGUCCUGCUGGUUCGUCCAUGACAACGGAGCUGGCCUGAUCGACGGUGUCCACACUGACUACAUAGUCCCCGACAUCUUCUGAGCCUGCCCGCUGACACACCUGCUCCCCCACCCAGAACCAUGGCAGAGGAGGAGGAUGGCACUUUGACCUGGCCACACCCCCACUGUCAAAGCAUCCAAAGACUUCUAUUAAAAACCUACUAUGUCCUGCUCAGA